AUGCUGCAGGACUGUGCGGAUGCUCGUCGGGAGGUAGAGCUCCACUGGAGGGUGUCGCACUGCUCUCACAUCGUACGCAUCAUGGACGUCUACGAAAACCUCUACCAAGGCAGGAAGUGCCUGCUCAUCGUCAUGGAGUGGUGGGUCACACACAUACACACACACACACAUUUAGUCUAUGUUAUUCAAUGUUUUCUCUCUCCAUUUUAGCAUGCAUGGAGGUGAGCUAUUCCGCCAAAUUCAAGACCGAGGGAACCAAGCAUUCACAGAAAAAGGUAAUGAAUAGGGCUGUUACGGUGACCAUAUUACCGCCACACAUAUUACCGCCACACGGCGGUCACAAGUCAUGAGAGUCAAAUUCCACGUGACCGUUUAGUCACGGUAAUUAGGCUUCUCCAAGCUCUGAUGCUGCUGAUGGUCAUUAGUAGCCUACCAAACUUGCUAACUGCCUGGUACUCUGAACUCUAUUGUCCUCUAAUCACUCUGACAUCAAUGCAAAUGUAAUCAAAAAUCUAAUCAAACACUUCAUGAGAUGGCCUCUAUUAAAAAGAGGACGAUCCCAUCAGCUUUCUAUAGACUAGACCUACUAUAUUUAUUUCUCAACUUUCCAAAUAUUAAGCACAUUGCUUCUCUUUACAAUAGGAGUAUAGCCUACCUGGCUGACAUGAAAAUGAACCAUGGGAAAAGCAUCCUCCAUUCGCUAUUUAAGUGCAUAGAUUACCUGUAUUUUUUUUCCCCCGCUGCCCCUGUUUCGAGACAGGUGCAUGAUAAUGGUCCAUUCUAAAUCAGAACAAAUUUCACACAUACAGUUGAAGUCAGAAGUUUACAUACACCUUAGCCAAAUAUAUUUAAACUCAGUUUUUCACAAUUCCUGACAUUUAAUUCCCUGUUUUAGGUCAGUUAGGAUCACCACUUUAUAGGAUCACCACUUUAUUUUCACUGGGAAUGUGAAAUGUCAGAAUAAUAGUAGAGAGAAUGAUUUAUUUAAGCUUUUAUUUAUUUCAUCACAUUCCCAGUGGGUCAGAAGUUUACAUACAUUCCAUUAGUAUUUGGUAGCAUUGCCUUUAAAUUGUUUAACUUGGGUCAAACAUUUUGGGUAGUCUUCCACAAGCUUCCCACAAUAAGUUGGGUGAAUGUUGGCCCAUUCCUCCUGACAGAGCUGGUGUAACUGAGUCAGGUUUGUAGGCCUCCUUGCUCGCACACGCUUUUUCAGUUCUGCCCACAAAUUUUCUAUAGGAUUGAGGUCAGGGCUUUGUGAUGGCCACUCCAAUACCUUGACUUUGUUGUCCUUAAGCCAUUUUGCCACAACUUUGGAAGUAUGCUUGGGGUCAUUGUCCAUUUGGAAGACCCAUUUGCGACCAAGCUUUAACUUCCUGAUUGAUGUCUUGAGAUGUUGCUUCAAUAUAUCCACUUAAUUUUCCUUCCUCAUGAUGCCAUCUAUUUUGUGAAGUGCACCAGUCCCUCCUGCAGCAAAGCACCCCCACAAAAUGAUGCUGCCACGCCCGUGCUUCACGGUUGGGAUGGUGUUCUUCGGCUUGCAAGCCCCCUUUUUCCUCCAAACAUAACGAUGGCAUUAUGGCCAAACAGUUCUAUUUUUGUUUCAUCAGACCAGAGGACAUUUCUCCAAAAAGUAAGAUCUUUGUCCCCAUGUGCAGUUGCAAACCGUAGUCUGGCUUUUUUAUGGCGGUUUUAGAGCAGUGGCUUGCUUGCUGAGCUGCCUUUCAGGUUAUGUCGAUAUAGGAUUUGUGGAGGUCUACAAAAAACUUUUUCGGAGGUCUUGGCUGAUUUCUUUUGAUUUUCCCAUGAUGUCAAGCAAAGAUGCACUGAGAUUGAAGGUAGGCCUUGAAAUACAUCCACAGGUACACCUCCAAAUGACUCAAAUGAUGUCAAUUAGCCUAUCAGAAGCUUCUAAAGCCAUGACAUUAUUUUUAUUUAUUUUCCAAGCUGUUUAAAGGCACAGUCAACUUAGUGUAUGUAAACUUCUGACACACUGGAAUUGUGAUACAGUGAAUUAUAAGUGAAAUAAACUAUCUGUAAACAAUUGUUGAAAAAAUUACUUGUGUCAUGCACAAAGUAGAUGUCCUAACCGACUUGCAAAAACUAUAGUAGACAAGAUUAAAUCAAGAAUAGUGUGAUGGGUGACUAUUAGCCUAUCACUUGUGAAUGAUAUAUUAUCAUUUGUGAAUGAUGCCCUGCUGUUGCGCAUGCUUUUUUUGUGACUUUUUCCAAAUCAUAAACUGAUGAAGUGUGCACAGCCUGCGCAAAAAACAAUGCAGAGUGCAUGCCUUUCAUGCAACUUUUUUCAAAUCAUCAUUAGUCACAUCAUGCAGCCUUAGAAUGUAUUAAAAAUCUAAACAUAUAGCCCAACGUUUGUAUCACAACUAAAGUUACAUAAAUAACACUAAAUGAAGCAUAUAGGAGUACCUGUUUCUUUGUUAACCGCUUAACACAGAAUAGCCGCAUGUGCGCACUCUCUCAAAUCGGUUGGAGAAAAUAUAUUUUCUAUUUUAUUCAGCUUUGUUCAAUUGUAUUCUUCAUACUGUAAAAUAAUAUAAAAUAAUGCCACAGAAUUCUAAGCAAAUCUUGUCUGCUAAAUGAACUAGCCACAGCCAUAUGGCAUAGCCAGAUCAGGGCCUAACUGUCACACCCUGGCUCUGGGACUCAUUAUGUUGAGCCAGGGUGUGUUCAUUCUAUGUGUGUAUUUCUAUGUUGGUAAUUCUGUUGUGUUUAAUUCUAUGUUUGCCUGAGUGACUCCCAAUCAGAGGCAACGAGUGUCAGCUGUUGGCUGGUUGUCUCUGAUUGGGAGCCAUAUUUAAACUGUAUGUUUUUCCCUUUGGGUUUGUGGGUUUUUGUUCCGUGUUCGGUCAUUGAUACCGUUGGACGUCACGAGUCGUUUCUUGUUUUGUAUUGAGUUUAAACUUUAACUAAUUAAAGUAUGUUUGUUCAUCACGCUGCGCCUUGGUCUGUUCCAUAUGACGAUCGUGACAGAAAAACCCACCAUGCAACGACCAAGCAGCGUGUCCAGGGGCAGCGCCGGGAGAAGAGACGGUGGAGGCGCGCCGUAGAGAGGAGUAACGGCGUGAUCAGGGUCGUCGUCGGGCGGUCGAGAGGCAACCCCAGAACAUUUUUAGGGGGGGGGCACACGGCAUGGACGACGGGGCUGACGGAGGCAAAAGAGGGGCGGAUUCUGGAGGCCACCAGGUUACGGAUACACCGCCCUGUACGUCCUGUGCGGAUGCCUCACACAGAGUGUGUGAGGGUAGGCAUUCAGCCAGGACGGGUUGUGGCCGCUCUUCACUCCAGGGCUCCUAUCCGUCUCCACAGCCCGGUUCGGCCUGUCCCUGCUCCACGCACCAAGCCUACGGUGUGCGUCGCCAGCCCAGUCCGGCCAGUCCCUGCUCCACGCACCAAGCCUACGGUGUGCGUCGCCAGCCCGGUCCGGCCUGUCCCUGCUCCACGCACCAAGCCUACGGUGUGCGUCGCCAGCCCGGUCCGGCCUGUCCCUGCUCCACGCACCAAGCCUACGGUGUGCGUCGCCAGCCCGGUCCGGCCUGUCCCUGCUCCACGCACCAAGCCUACGGUGUGCGUCGCCAGCCCGGUCCGGCCUGUCCCUGCUCCACGUACCAAGCCUACGGUGUGCGUCGCCAGCCCGGUCCGGCCUGUCCCUGCUCCACGCACCAAGCCUACGGUGUGCGUCGCCAGCCCAGUCCGGCCUGUCCCUGCUCCACGCACCAAGUAUACGGUGCGCGUCGCCAGCCCGGCCCGGCCUGUUCCUGCCACUCGCACCAAGUCUACGGUGCGCGUCGCCAGCCCGGCCCGGCCUGUUCCUGCCACUAGCACCAAGUAUACGGUGCGCGUCGCCAGCCCGGCCCGGCCUGUUCCUGCCACUCGCACCAAGUAUACGGUGCGCGUCGCCAGCCCGGCCCGGCCUGUUCCUGCCACUCGCACCAAGUAUACGGUGCGCUUCGCCAGCCCGGCCCGGCCUGUUCCUGCCACUCGCACCAAGCCAGGGGUGCGAGUCGUCAGCCUGGUAAGACCCGUCCCUCCUCCACGCACCAAGCCAGGGGUGCGAGUCGUCAUCCUGGUAAGGCCCGUCCCUCCUCCACGCACCAAGCCAGGGGUGCGCGUCGUCAGCCUGGUAAGGCCCGUUCCUCCUCCACGCACCAAGCCAGGGGUGCGCGUCGUCAGUCCAGCACAAUCCGUGCCUGGGUCACCGGUGCCUGGUAAGGUACCGGUCAACUGCUCCACUAUGGAGCUGAAGCUAACCGCUCCUGCUAAGUCCAGUUCGGCUCCAGCCGGCAGGGCCAGACUGGACCAGGGGCGCUAUGGGGGGUUUAUUGGAGGGUGGUGGUCAAGGCCGGAGCCAGAACCGCCGCCGAGGAGGUAUGCCCGCCCAGCCCUCCCCUGUUUUGUUUAGUUGAGGCGCGGUCGCAGUCCGCGCCUUUAGGGGGGGGUACUGUCACACCCUGGCUCUGGGACUCAUUAUGUUGAGCCAGGGUGUGUUCAUUCUAUGUGUGUAUUUCUAUGUUGGUAAUUCUGUUGUGUUUAAUUCUAUGUUUGCCUGAGUGACUCCCAAUCAGAGGCAACGAGUGUCAGCUGUUGGCUGGUUGUCUCUGAUUGGGAGCCAUAUUUAAACUGUAUGUUUUUCCCUUUGGGUUUGUGGGUUUUUGUUCCGUGUUCGGUCAUUGAUACCGUUGGACGUCACGAGUCGUUUCUUGUUUUGUAUUGAGUUUAAACUUUAACUAAUUAAAGUAUGUUUGUUCAUCACGCUGCGCCUUGGUCUGUUCCAUAUGACGAUCGUGACACUAACAUAAGGACAACUCAGAGUAUGCUAUUCUGUUCUUCUGAAAUAGACUACAUUUUCUUCAUAUCAUGUUUCUUUAGACCUGUCUAAAAUAAAUAAUGCAUUUAUUGUGAUGGUGUAGGCUAUAUUACAUGGAUUUAUUAGACUUUUUAAAUGUAGAUGUUCCAAAGGUCUGCAUCAGUGGCUUGUAGGCUAUGCAUGGAAGCCAGGAGAUGCUAAAUGUGUUUAUGUUAAUUAACGGUCAGUAACCGUGAGACCUGCAGUUAUUUGCUUCACAAUCACCGGCUGACAAAAUGUAAUAACCACCACAGCCCUAGUAAUGAGAAAUCCUUUCUCUAAUUUCUGACCAUUUGAAUAAUGUCUCCCUUCACUCCACUGGUAUUCAACUCUGUUCACUCGCUCAGUUAUGCCUCUCUAACUCAGUCUUUCUCUUCUCUCCCACCCCAUCUAGAGGCCUCUGACAUCAUGAAGAGUAUAGGAGAAGCCAUCCAGUACCUACAUUCCAUUAACAUCGCUCACAGAGACAUUAAGGUAAAGUCUGUCAAUGAACAGAAUUAUACUAAAACAUCCCUUAUUUUACAUGAUCAGUCCAAUAAAUAAUCAUGCUAUUUUCUCAUCCCUCAGCUAGAGAAUCUGUUGUACACCUCCAAAAGGCCAGACGCACUUCUCAAACUUAUUGAUUUUGGGUUUGCCAAAGAAAGCACCACACUCAACUUGUCACGCCCUGGCUCUAGGGACUCUUUUAUGUUGAGCCAGGGUGUGUAGAGUCUAUGUUUUGUGUUCUUUGUUUCAGUUUCUAGUUCAUGUGUAUCUAUGUUGGCCGGGGUGGUUCUCAAUCAGAGGCAACGAGAAUCAGCUGUUGCUUGUUGUCUCUGAUUGGGAACCAUACUUAGGCAGCCUGUUUGGCACAGUGUAUUGUGGGAUCUUGUUCUGUGUAUGGUUUGUGUUUUGUUACCAAGGACUUCACGUAUUGUUUUGUUCGUGUGGUGAAUUAAAUAAUAAAGUAUGUUCGCAUUCCACGCUGCGCAUUGGUCCAAUCCUUUCAACGACCGUGACACAACUCCUUGGCAACGCCAUGCUACACCCCCUUUUAUGUUGGUAAGGGCACGCGACUCGGUCUACAUGCUUGCUGUUCAACAGUCUUACUGACUGGUUUAUAAUACAGUCUAAACCCUGUUGGUAUAAUUAUUCAUGAAUAUUUCAGUGGCACUGAUUAUUAGGUUCAUAAAAUAUAAGGUUUGAAUGUAUUCUAAGUCUGUAUUUCCUCUACUUGAUCCCAGCCCCUGAGGUUCUUGGUCCAGAGAAGUACGACAAAUCCUGUGAUAUGUGGUCUCUGGGCGUCAUCAUGUAUAUGCUGUAAGUGAUACAAAAUAGGUUGACGGCAUGAAUCAAUUCCCAAUAACAGCAGUGUACAGGACGUAGCACUUUACGUGGUUCUUAUACAUUCUCCUCUCCUCCUCCACUUAGGCUGUGUGGAUAUCCUCCCUUCUACUCUAACCACGGCCUGGCCAUCUCCCCUGGGAUGAAAGAACGCAUCAGGAACGGAGAGUACAAGUUCCCCAACGCAGAGUGGUCUGACGUGUCAGAGGAAGGUAAGAGAGAGAAGACAGGGGUAUUUAUAUGGGCCGAAUUCAAAAUGAAUAUCAUGACUUUGAUGGUAAUAAUGCUGGGCAAUUAUGUGAAUUGCUUACAAAAGUUGUAACUCUGUUUUCCUGUGUUUUCUCUCUCCCAGCCAAUGAGCUGAUCUGCCACUUACUGAAGACUGAGCCCACCCAGAGGAUGAGCAUCACAGAGUUAAUGAACCACCCCUGGAUCAAAGUAAGCACAGCACCGUUCUGUUAUCCCCCUAGUCCAGGCAGUAUGACCAUGAAGCAAUCGUUGUCGCAUUUGUGUAUUAAUUACAAAGAACGCAAUGUUAUGAUUAUACAUACUGAUUAUUCACUAGCAACUUUCAAUGCAACAAGACCACCAGAAGAAAACAGAAGAGCGCAAUUAAUGGUUGUUUUUUUCAGAAUGGAAUUUCACAAUUCUCAAAAGUCUCCAGUGAUCGUAUUACAUUUUUGUUUAACCUUACUUUAUCUAGGUUAGUCUCAUUGAGAUAAUCAUCUGUUUUUCAAGAGAGACCUGGUCGAACCAAGACAGCAGCAGAGGGGAACAAUGAUUCAGACAAAUAUCAAACAUAACACAGAUACAUUACAAUUACAGAAACAUAGAAGCGUCAUGGAUAAAGUUAAUCAUAUGUACCACCGCAUGAAGUCCUAAUGACAAUCACAUUCCUCAUUAACAUGUGAGUCAACCAAACUAAACUGGCCAUGUGAUGUCAACACAAGACAUCUUUGCUGUCAUAGCAUAUUAUGUUGUUGUUGCACUCGCAUCCUUUUCUUGCCUGGUUGUCCAGUCUGUUUGUGUUUAAGCUAACUAAGUUUCGGUUCUUUGUCAUGCCAAAGAAACUGGCCUCACAGCAAUGUUAACUUGGCAACCAUAAAACCACAUACGGUAUGGGACCGGGCUCAUCUUUUGUAACAAUGUUUUUUUGUAAUAAUUGACCUUCCUAGAGUUGCUGAAUACUUUUCACAUUUCCAGUUUGAUCCUAUAUUCAUGUUCCUUGAUUGGACACAAUGUGUUUUCCAGAGCAAUGCGCUAACCUAUACUGGUCUCCCUGCAGCAGUCCAUGGAGGUUCCUCAGACCCCUCUCCACACCAGUCGUGUGCUGCAGGAGGAACAGGACAUCUGGGAAGAGAUCAAGGUGAGCACUGGCACUGCAGUGAUGUGAAUGCAUUCUUUCUGCUUCUUACUUGGAUCCACACACCUCUAGCAUGCAGAUUGGGCACAAAAACAACAAUAUCCUACUCUAGAUUGUACAAAAUAGUGUUUUGGUCUGCUUCUAUCCACACAAUUGCGCAUUUGCUCCUUUGGAUUUUCUCUGUGCUUUACACAAUAUUUUAAUUGUUUCUUUGCGAUAUGCUAAUGGUGUGAUUUUUGUUACUAGGAUGAAUUUAUGAAUGCCCUGGCAACUAUGAGAGUGGACUGUGAGCAAACCAAAAUCAAGGCCAUCGAGCACUCGAUCAAUCCCCUGCUGAUUAAGAGGAGGAAGAAAGCAAGAAAUGCAGCCAGUGAGCCACCAGGCCCGUGA
Molecule: messenger RNA, 7937 nt
Organism: Coregonus sp. 'balchen'
Lineage: Eukaryota; Metazoa; Chordata; Actinopteri; Salmoniformes; Salmonidae
Source: the annotation of a GenBank genome assembly